Molecule: messenger RNA, 2490 nt
Organism: Cannabis sativa
Lineage: Eukaryota; Viridiplantae; Streptophyta; Magnoliopsida; Rosales; Cannabaceae
Exons: 3
Coding region: 1-2490 (829 amino acids)
Molecular function (GO): nucleic acid binding; RNA-DNA hybrid ribonuclease activity
Source: RefSeq, a predicted model, not a curated record
AUGAUAUCCUAUCUACAACGAUUUGUUCCCUAUAAAAUCAGCAGAAAUCAAAAUGAAAUCCUUCUUGCCAAGUUUACAGAGACAGAUAUCCAAAGUGCAUUGUCUCAAAUUAAUGCGCUAAAAGCCCCCGGGAUUGACGUCCAGCAACCAACAAAUGUCACUGAUUUCCGACCAAUCAGUCUCUGCAACGUCAGUUACAAAAUAAUUGCGAAAUGCUUAGCCAACCGAAUGAAAGAUAGUCUAAAGGAGGCCAUAUCGGAAAACCAAAGUGCUUUUAUCAAGGGUAGACUAAUUCAAGAUAAUGCAAUAUUGGGUUUUGAGAGUCUUCACAGCAUGAAGAAAGGAAGAUUUGGGAACGGAAAAAAGAUGGCCCUCAAGCUGGAUAUGUCGAAAGCAUACGAUAGGGUGAACUGGAGGUUCCUGGAAGCAAUGAUGGUGUGCUUGGGUUAUGAUCGAAGAUGGGUUAACAAAAUCAUGAACUGUAUUACAUCAGUCUCCUUCUCUGUUCUUAUUAAUGGCGAAGUAAGUGGUAACAUUCAGCCUCAUAAUGGAAUUAGACAAGGUGAUCCCCUUUCACCAUACAUGUUCCUUAUUUGUUCGGAAGGGUUCUCUUGUCUUAUCCAAGAGGCUGAAAGGGCUGAUGAGAUUCAUGGUUUAAAAUUUGGAAAAGAGGGUAUAAGAUUAUCCCAUCUUUUCUUUGCGGAUGAUAGUAUCAUCUUCCUAGAUGCUUCUCCUUCAGAGUGUAGAAAGUUGAAAACUAUCAUUGCUGAAUAUUCCAUGCUAUCAGGCCAACAAAUUAACUUCACGAAAUCUGAACUUUGUGUGGGCAGCAAGAUAAAGCAAGAGGAUGGGAACACAUUGGCUGCUGAGCUUGGUGUAAAUUUAGUGGAAUGCCACACCAAAUACUUGGGAAUGCCAGCAACAGUAGGAAGAAGGAAAAAGGAAGUUUUUGAAUACAUUCGAGCCAAGAUUAGAGCAAAACUCCAAGGCUGGAAAGCUAACCUUUUUUCCCAAGCCGGAAGGGAAAUACUUCUUAAAGCAAUCAUCCAAGCCAUGCCUACUUACGUUAUGAGUUGCUUCCGUCUUCCGAAGGAGUUAAUAAAGGAUAUUCAUUCAAUGAUGGCCCGGUUUUGGUGGGGGUCUUCGGAUUCCAAACAUAAAAUUCAUUGGGGGAAAUGGAAUAAAUUAUGCAAGCCAAAGGAGAAAGGAGGCAUGGGUUUUAAAAACUUGGAAAAAUUUAACCAAGCUUUAUUGGCAAAGCAAGGUUGGAAAAUCAUUAAUAACCCUCAUUCCAUGAUGGCUCGGGUUCUCAAAGCUUGUUACUUCACUAAUAAUAGCUUUUUAGAGGCUAAAGUUGGAGGCUAUGGUUCCUUUAUUUGGAGAAGUAUAUUAUGGGGCAGGGAAAUAAUAGCAAAAGGAACAAGAUGGAGGGUUCUCUCAGGUAAGGACAUCAGAAUUAAUGAAGAUAAAUGGCUUCCCCGCCCCCUAACUUUCUCAUUACGGACUCAAGCAAAGGUUCCAAAGGGCACAACGAUGGAUAAACUCAAAGAUGAAAAGGGAGAUUGGAAACAAAAAAUCAUUGAAGAUUGCUUCCACAAGGAUGAUAUUCCUCUUAUACUAGGCAUGGCCCCUUGUGCUAGAAAUUUACAAGACGACAUGGUGUGGCAUUACAACCCGGAUGGUAUGUACACAGUAAAAAGUGGUUAUGAUGUAGCAGAAAAAAACAUUCUAAAUGCAGGUACUUCUUCUGAGACAACAAUGCAAUGGUGGAAAGGAAUUUGGAAGAUGGAAGUGCCCCCUAAAAUAAGGAACUUUACUUGGAGAUUAUGCAAGGAAUGGCUCCCUGUUAAUACUGUGUUGCAGAAAAGAGGAAUGAAAAUAGAAGCUCUUUGCUACUGGUGUAAGAGAGAGGAAGAAACAAUAGAGCAUUGCCUCUGGUUUUGCCCCAUGGCUAAGAGUAUUUGGAAAAAGUACUCAAUGUGGAAAAUUAUCAAACAAAGCUCUACCAACAUUAUUGAUAUGCUUAUUUAUAUACAUCAACAGGUUUCAAGAGAAGAAUUCAACUUUUUUAUUACAAUGUCAUGGCUUCUAUGGAACCGUAGGAAUAAAAACCGGCUAAAGCUUCAUCAAUUGAAUGGGAUUUUUUCGGUUGAGUUAGCAGAGACUCUUGCACUUAGAAUGGGGAUUCAGCUGGCAGUAAAAACAGAUGCAAUACCAUAUACUAUCCAAACAGAUUGCCUUCGGAUAGUAAAUCACAUAACAAGAGCAGCUCAAGCCAAAACAGAUUGGGGAAUGAUGCUUGAUGAGGUUCGAGAUUCAAAGGAGUUCAUUCACUGCUCAGCAGUAAAUCACACCAGAAGACAGGAAAAUUUAGUGGCUCACUCUUUGGCCAAAUUGGCUUGUAAUUCAAAUGUUAAUAAGUUGUGGUUGGGGAGUUACCCCGAUUGUGCAUCUGCCUAUAUAAUGGCGGAUUUGCCUAACACUUUGUAG